Molecule: messenger RNA, 1903 nt
Organism: Dama dama (fallow deer)
Lineage: Eukaryota; Metazoa; Chordata; Mammalia; Artiodactyla; Cervidae
Gene: CFAP126
Product: cilia and flagella associated protein 126
Exons: 5
Coding region: 622-1236 (204 amino acids)
Biological process (GO): cilium organization
Cellular component (GO): ciliary basal body
Source: RefSeq, a predicted model, not a curated record
UUCUUUCUGAGAAAAUGAAGUAGUGGACCCUAUAAAGAGGGUCUUGGCAGCACUGAGCACCUACCAUACUAUGACAUUAUCUAGAUACUUUAUUCACUUUACCUUAUUUCCCCUGUAAAGGUUCUAUUAUCUUCACAAUACAAAUGACUACAGAAAUUCAGUGAAGCGAUGUCAAUUGCUUUAUAUCACACAGCUCCUAUGUUCCUGUGUUAAAUAAGGACUCAAACCGCAGUCUCUGGCUCUAAAGUAUGUUGUACAUUACACCACUCCACCCAAUGAACAAAUACUGCUUUUGGGGCUCCAUGAUUUGCAAGGGUGGUUAAAGAGCCCAGUCAAAGACAACCUGGAAGUUCUUAAGCAUGCUAAGAACCUGGAAGUUAUGCUAGAAAAAAGUCAGGGCUGCUAUUCAACCAAUUUUCCCAUAUUUAUUUACUCUGUCCCUCACAUCUCUAAAAUGAAAAUGCACCUAAGUUUCAGGGGAGAAUACUGGGGGCACUAUCAGCCAAUAAAAUGAAUAACAAGAAGCAAAAGGCAGCCCCUGCUAACUGCGAGGCGGUCCUGGAAGGGCUGCCUUCUGUGGUUGCCAGGCAACAAAGGUAAACAGCAGGAAGUGGCAGGAUCAUGGCCACUAACUACAGUGCCAACCAGUACGAAAAACCUUUCUCACCCAAGUAUCUGCAGAACUGGUCUCUUGCCAAGCCAACAAAAGAGAGGAUUUCUUCCCAUGAAGGCUACACUCAGAUUAUUGCCGAUGAUCGUGGUCAUCUGCUGCCUUCAGUGCCCCGUUCCAAGGCAAGUCCUUGGGGCUCCUUCAUGGGCACCUGGCAAAUGCCUCUGAAGAUACCCCCUGCUCGGGCAAUCCUGACCUCCCGUACAGCUGCUGGUGCUGCCUCCCUCACCAAAUGGAUACAGAAAAAUCCUGAUUUACUUAAGGCCUCCAAUGGGUUGCGUCCUGAAAUCUUAGGCAAGCCCCAUGAUCCAGACAGUCAGAAGAAACUCAGGAAGUCUAUCACAAAGACUGUACAACAAGCACCAAGUCCCACCAUAAUCCCAAACUCCCCAGCCUCAAAUCUCAAUUCCCCAGAUCAACUCCAAAGCUCACAUCCCUCUGCAGGUCACACUCCAGGUCCCCAAAGCCCACUCAACUCUCCAAAGUGCCCAUCUGGAAGCCCGUGUUUGCCCUAUGCAGGCCGUAAUGUAGCUGAGAUCCAGAAAUGCAAACCUGCAACUCCAUAAGGGACUAAGGGACUGAGUGACUUAAGGAAGAUCCCGCCUUAAUCAGGGAAAUUACAGAUGGGAAUAAAGGCAACUUUGUAAAAUAAAACUUUUUUUUUUGUUCUUAUUGGAGUAUAGUUGCUUUACAAUUUUGUGUUAGUAACAUUGUAUGUUGAAUCUUUUACUGACUUGAAAUUUUUCUCUUCAGCUCUUGAGGUAGGAGGUAGAUGGGCAUCCCCCCCAACUCCCCCAAGGUAAAGCGAUUGGAGAUUCAUUCCCAAUAAACUGAAACACCACUCCAAGAUGAGAACAGCAGGACAAUUAAGGGAGGAGGCUGGGCCCUGCUCAAACCACUUAUUUCUCACUCUGGAAGUCAGGAGAUCUCCCCGACCACACAUGCGCCUAGGCUCCUUGCAGGCAAAAGCGGAGAGCAAUGUCAAGGGAUGCUCUACCCAUAACACCUCUUCAGUAGAAUUUACCUUGGCUAAGAGAUGUGUGCAAUCACAUGAGAAUCCUGAUAUACCACAUAUGGACUGUGAACCAGACAAAUCAAAAUGAUUGGCCAAAGGAAACCAACAAGAAAUGCCUCAUAAAAGUAAUUCAAACUGCUCUGAGGGCGCAAGUCUGGGACAGUCUGCCUGUGUGCCUAUCCACAUGUAUUAUACUUUUUCCUCUUAAUAAAUACCUU